Messenger RNA from Fusarium sp. VM40, 1260 nucleotides. The record is from the annotation of a GenBank genome assembly. NCBI's taxonomy places the organism in Eukaryota, Fungi, Ascomycota, Sordariomycetes, Hypocreales, Nectriaceae.
AUGCCUGAAGUGCGAAGGGGCAGCCUUGCGCCCCCGUCCGACUCGGCGCUGUCAUCAGACGCUGUUAUUGCUCGUCCGGCGCAAUCUCAUCAAUCUUCUACCGAUCGCGUGCGAUUCAACAUCCCUGAAGAUGAGGGAGCAACAUCACCAUCGCAACCGGGAGAGCCUCUCGAAUCAGCCUUUGCAGAGCUCCCGCGUCGAACAUCUGAUGGCCCUAGAAGGAACUCAGAACUCCCCAGGCAGAGUUCGGAUCAGCGACGGAGUCUGUCCUAUGCCCAACGCCCUCAAGCCGAAGCAUACUACGAUUCUCGAGCAGCGACCCAGCAAGAAUACCGACGACGAGCUACCACUCUUCUAGAAUAUUACGAUGAGAACCCUCAGCUAUUGCCGCAGCUUCCGUUUACUUGGCACCACGGUUGGAAGCGCUGGAGGCUCUUCAUCUUUGCCUUCCUCGUUUUCGUUGACGCGUCCGCCGUCCCAAUUGCUCUCUACUACGGUCUGAAAUACGCGGGCGAUGUGGAAGGCUGGAUCAUCUUCGCUGUCGUGACAACAAUCUGGGGUGGUCCCACGUAUCUCGAAUUCGCUAUCCGCACGCUCCGAUUGAUCAAGGUGGAUAGGUUCUACCGGCCUCUAGGAACGAAUCACCGGUGGUGUUUCGAUAUGCUGACGUACUCGUCCACCCUUACUAUCUUUGUCGUUACUGCUCUGUUCAUUAUUGGCAGUGCUCCUCAUAAUGUUUGGCUAAGGGUUCUUUGCAUGCCUGCCCCGGCAAUUCUAUACUGCUAUGGCGGUACUCUUUUCCUCAUCACUCUUUUUCACCAGAUGAACUGGCCCGCCCCCUUCCGGAUCAGUUCAACUGCCAAGGGAGAAAAGGUUCUUCCAGGCGCCUACUACUUUAUUGAGGAUGUUAUCGCGGUUAAUGCCCUCGGUGGCCGACCCUACCGCGAGGCUUUAGCGGCUCGCUACAAGGCCAGCCCUCGCUUCCGGCAGAUGGUGUACAAGCAAUCCUGGUUCUGGUCCAUCCCCGCGCUGAUCCUCGCCGUUCCCCUAACCGUCAUAUCCGUCAUUCCACAAGUUCCGGCUACCGGUGCCUACGGUGUUGCAUGGGCUGUUCCCUUCCUGUGGACAGCUCUCUGGGGUGUUAUCACCAUCAAAUGGUGCAAGAAAGACAUGAAGCGUGAGAGGGAAGAGUGGGAACGCGGUGUUGACCCCGAGAAGGAAAUCAAGAGAAAGGGAUCGUCGUCUAUCGAGACGGCAUAA